CGGGGGCGGGGCCGAGCCCUCAGCUGACCGGCCGCCAUUUUGUCAGGCGCUCGGAGGCCGAGCGCAGCCCGGAGCUGGGGGUUCGCGGCCGCCGGGGCCGCCCCUGCCGCCCGCCCCGCGCGGGGCCAGCGCCGCUCGCGCUCCGCUCCCCCCUGGCCUCCCUGCCUGGCAUGUGAGCGGCUCGGGCCCGCUGCUCUCACCCGGCUUGUGCAGGAGCCGCGGCGGCGCCCCGGCUGGGCCCGGCCCCUCAGCCCCGAGCGCAGGCCCCGCCGCCGCCGCCACCAUGGCGCUGAAGAUGGUGAAGGGCAGCAUCGACCGCAUGUUCGACAAGAACCUGCAGGACCUGGUGCGGGGGAUCCGCAACCACAAGGAGGACGAGGCAAAAUACAUCUCCCAGUGCAUCGAUGAGAUCAAGCAGGAGCUAAAGCAGGAUAACAUUGCAGUGAAAUCAAAUGCAGUCUGCAAACUUACAUAUUUACAGAUGCUGGGCUACGACAUCAGUUGGGCUGCUUUCAAUAUUAUUGAAGUCAUGAGUGCAUCAAAGUUUACAUUCAAAAGAAUUGGUUACCUAGCUGCCUCUCAGUGCUUUCAUGAAGGGACUGAUGUAAUUAUGUUGACUACUAAUCAAAUCCGAAAGGAUCUGAGUAGCCCUAACCAAUAUGAUACUGGAGUUGCACUGACUGGCUUGUCCUGUUUUGUUACUCCAGAUCUUGCCAGGGACUUGGCAAAUGACAUCAUGACACUGAUGUCUCAUACGAAGCCUUAUAUCAGGAAGAAGGCAGUGUUAAUCAUGUACAAAGUUUUCUUGAAAUACCCAGAGUCCCUCCGUCCUGCAUUUCCUCGCCUUAAAGAGAAACUUGAAGAUCCAGAUCCUGGUGUGCAGUCUGCUGCAGUAAAUGUUAUUUGUGAGCUGGCUCGACGCAAUCCCAAGAACUACCUUUCUCUUGCUCCACUCUUUUUCAAGUUGAUGACAUCGUCAACCAAUAAUUGGGUUCUCAUUAAAAUUAUAAAACUGUUUGGUGCUCUUACUCCAUUAGAACCUAGGCUGGGAAAGAAACUAAUUGAGCCUCUGACCAACCUCAUACACAGCACCUCAGCCAUGUCUCUCUUAUAUGAAUGUGUGAACACAGUAAUAGCAGUUUUGAUCUCGCUAUCCUCUGGGAUGCCUAAUCACAGCGCUAGCAUCCAGCUUUGUGUACAGAAGUUAAGAAUAUUGAUAGAAGAUUCUGACCAGAACUUGAAAUACCUGGGAUUGUUAGCUAUGUCCAAAAUCCUGAAAACACAUCCUAAGUCAGUUCAGUCUCACAAGGAUCUCAUUCUCCAAUGUUUGGAUGACAAAGAUGAGUCUAUCCGUCUUAGAGCUUUAGAUCUGCUGUAUGGCAUGGUUUCGAAGAAGAACUUGAUGGAGAUAGUGAAGAAAUUGAUGAUUCAUGUGGAUAAAGCGGAAGGGACAACGUACCGGGAUGAGCUGCUGACUAAAAUCAUAGAUAUUUGUAGUCAGUCCAAUUACCAAUACAUCACGAACUUUGAAUGGUACAUAAGCAUCUUGGUGGAACUGACCCGAUUGGAAGGCACACGACAUGGGCAUCUUAUAGCAGCUCAGAUGUUAGAUGUAGCUAUCAGAGUUAAAGCUAUUCGUAAAUUUGCAGUUUCUCAGAUGGCUAUGCUUUUGGACAACGCUCAUCUCAUAGCCAGCAACACCCAGAGGAACGGAAUCUGUGAGGUGCUUUAUGCUGCUGCUUGGAUAUGUGGGGAAUUCUCUGAACACCUUGAGGAAGCAAACCAAACUUUAGAAGCAAUGCUGAGGCCUAAAGUUACAACUCUACCAGGCCACAUCCAGGCAGUUUACGUCCAGAACAUGGUGAAGCUCUAUGCAUCUAUCCUACAGCAGAAAGAACAAUCUGGGGAAAAGGAAGCAGCUCAGGAAAUUACACAGCUGAUGAUUGAGCGCUUGCCUCAGUUCGUACAGAGUGCAGAUCUAGAAGUUCAGGAGAGGGCUUCUUGUAUUUUGCAACUAAUAAAAUACAUUCAGAAGCUACAAAUAAAAGAAGUGCCUGUAGCUGAGGAAGUAAUUGCACUGUUUGCUGGUGAGCUGAACCCUGUCGCUCCUAAAGCACAGAAGAAAGUCCCAGUUCCAGAGGGCUUGGACCUUGAUGCCUGGAUCAAUGAGCCUCCAUCAGACAGUGAGUCAGAAGAUGAAAAGCCCAAAACAAUUUUUCAUGAUGAGGAACAAAGGCAUUCCAGGCACAGACAGCCAGAAAUAGAUGAAGAAGAACUGGCCAGACGUCGAGAAGCCCGGAAACAAGAGCAGGCAAACAACCCAUUUUAUAUUAAAAGCUCUCCUUCCCCACAGAAGCGAUACCAAGAUACUCCAGGUGUGGAACAUAUACCUGUGGUCCAGAUCGACCUCUCUGUCCCCUUAAAAGUUCCAGGAAUGCCUAUGUCUGACCAGUAUGUGAAACUGGAAGAAGAGCGAAGGCAUAAACAGAAACUGGAGAAAGACAAGAAGAAGAAAAAGCAGAAAAAGGAGAAGAGAGGAAAGCAUCAUCGCCAUAACUCUUUGCACACAGAGAGUGAGGAGGAUAUCACUCCGGCUCACCAUGUAGAUAUCAUCACAGAGGAGAUGCCAGAGAAUGCAUUGCCCAGUGAUGAGGAUGACAAAGAUCCCAACGAUCCAUAUAAGGCACUUGAUAUAGAUCUGGAUAAGCCCUUAGCAGACAGUGAGAAGCUGCCAGUGCAGAGACAUAGAAAUGCGGAGACCCUGAAGUCACCAGACUCAGAAGCUCCACCUGUAGAGAAGAGUAAGAAACCCAAAAAGAAGGAAAAGAAACACAGAGAAAAGGAGAGAGACAAAGGAAAGAAGAAAGAGAAGGAGAAAAAGGUAGUAGAGGAAGAAGAGGAGAAAAAGGGGGAAGACUUGGAUUUCUGGCUCUCCACUGCUCCACCACCUGUUUCCACUACACAGCCACAGAGCGGGCCUGAAGUGAGUGCUGCUGUUGUGGCUGAACCUGAAGAGGUAAAAAAGGAAGAAAGGGAAGAGCAGCAGGAGGAAGAUGAAGGAAAGAAAUCCUCCAAGCACAAGAAGAAAAAGCACAAGAAAGAGAAAGAAGAGAAAUCCAAGGAUAAAAAGAAAUCCAAAAAGAAGCAUCACAGUGAGGAGGAAGCAACAGAAUCAGUGCAGAAUGGAACACUAGAUGAUGAACCACUACCACCUAUGUCCAGUUACCGCCUUCUUGCUGAAAAUCCAUACAUUAAAAUGACGUACGAUAUUCAAGGAAACCUUCAGAAUGAUAGUCAAGUUACUGUCUCUGUUAUCUUUGAAAACAAAAGCACUAGCUUCCUUAAGAGCAUGGAAUUAAAUGUCCUGGACUCUCUCAACACUAAAAUGCUCCGACCGGAAGGAUCAUCAGUACAUGAUGGAAUACCUGUGCCCUUCCAACUACCCCCUGGAAUCUCUAAUGAAGCCCAGUUUGUGUUUACACUUCAGAGUAUUGUUAUGGCUCAGAAGUUAAAAGGAACACUGUCCUUUAUAGUCAAAAAUGAUGAAGGUUCAACCCAUGAAAAACUAGAUUUCAAAUUGCACUUCAGUUGCGCUUCAUACUUGAUCACGACGCCUUGCUAUAGUGAUGCUUUUGCCAAGCUUCUAGAAUCUGGAGAUCUACACAUGAGUUCUAUUAAAGUAGAUGGAAUUAGCAUUUCUUUCCAACAUCUACUGGCAAAGAUCUGUUUUCAUCAUCACUUUUCAGUUGUGGAACGUGUUGAUUCUUGUGCAUCAAUGUACAGUCGUUCUAUCCAAGGUCAUCACGUCUGCCUACUGGUAAAAAAGGGAGAGAACUCUGUAUCCAUAGAUGGGAAAUGUAGUGAUUCUACCCUGCUUAGCAACUUGUUGGAUGAGAUGAAAGAGACAUUGUCCAAGUGCUGAAUAUUCCUUAUAAAAUACUCCAACUGCAAGAAACACACCUAAUGUGUAAAGACAAGCAGACCCAAGUGUUAAAUUUCUCCCUCGUACGCAUGUACUAUCCUGGGGCACGUGCUUUUCAGUUAACUCCACCAUUGUUUGCAGUUUAGACAUUUUAAGGCUGUAUGUUACCUUUUUAUUUCAAAACUUUUUACAAACUGUGGUGUUAACCCUUUCUAGCCCAAAGAGAUCCUGGUGACAUGACUGGAGGAGGGAGGGAGGGGCGCUAUUUAUUCAGCAGUUCAUGAUGAUCCUGUAACCCUUGCCAUCUGCAUGGGAUGGUGGACUAAGCAGAAUUUUAUUGACAGUAGCACAGAGUCUGUUGCUUGUGCUUAUUGCCAGGGAAGUUUGAUUUGAUCCUUAGCCAUGGAGUGUCUUCAGGGCUGCCGUAGUUGAUGUAUAUUUCUAGCAGAGGCUGGUGCUGGACCUGAAGGCCUUUUUUUUUCAUAAAUGUGAUUUAUUAUUAUUAUUAUUUCAAGAUCCGUUGUGAUCAGCAUAUAAACAUCCUCUGUCUCCUAGAGCUAAUCCAAAUGAGCCCUGUUGGAACUGGGGUGUUUGAGUUUCUGUUUAUAGUAGUUGCCUUGAGCCUUAACCUUCUUUUAGUGACAAUUGAAAGAGUAGAGAGUGAGUGCAUAAAACACAGGCUGAAAGUGUUACUGUUUGGUAUCUGCUCCUGUUGACUGUCCCUGCAAAUGGAGUCUCUCCUGCCUCUCACCUCUGAGCAGUCUCUGCUGAUGCGUUUUGAGUCCACUUCAAUUUCACAUUCCUGAAAAGUUAAGGUGUAGCAAGAAACUGGAAAUCCAAAGGGGUCUGGUCCUGCUUUUGUAUCAUUUUGCUCACCAGCUGAGGUUGACCAAUAUCAGGUUAGAGAAAUACCCACAUAUAAUCCCUUGUACUCCAAACAGUUUGCAGAUACAGCCCUGUUUCCUUCCUCUGUGCUGUGAGAUCAGCAACACUGUGCUGUCUCAUCGGUCUCUGUAGCAUCAUCUGGCCCUGCCUCCACAGCAGUGGAAACAAAUAUAGCAGCACAAGUGUAGCUGGGUUCCUGCAACAGAAUGUCCUUGCCUGGGUGGCAGGAGGGGAGGGCUUGGUGAGGAGCGGCGCAGGUCUGUUAGAGGUUACUUCCAAGGGAAGAACGGAAGGGUCUACGGAGUGAAGCCCAUUCUGCACUAAAUCUUGUGGAAUCACUGACUGGAAAGGGAUGUUGUUCUGUCCUUUGCAGAUGUGCUUAAUCAAUGUCCUUCUCAAAAAUUGUUUUUUCAGUUCUUUUACUUGCUGUUCCAUACCCAGCAAGGAGAACGUGCUUGAACGGUUUUGCUUUGAGGCACAAGCCAAAAACUAUUGGUUGCUAUUACCAAGAGGCCCCCAGGGAGGAGUUGGGUUUGUCUGCCCUUCCCCAGCACCACCCCAACAGGAGUCAGCAAUGCCCAGUGGAACUGAACUAAAACCCUAUGUAGGGAGCAGGAUAAAGUGUCACUCUUAUCCUUAGGGUUAACGUCUUGUACUUUAAGUGUGUAUUGUGCUCUUUACACUCUUCCCGUAUUAGGGUAUCCUUGAAAAGGCUCUACUGUGGUUUUAUUGCUAGGACCAGCUUUGUAUUCUGACAGCACUUGUGUGCUGCAGGAAUUCAUUUGCAGCAGGCUUCACUGCUGGUGAAGUGUUAGUCUUUGGUAUUGGUCAACCUCCCUUGGUUAGCCAGUUUGUGUAUUAGAAACUGAACAUAUUAAAAUUGUCUUAAAGGAUAAUGUUCCUCAAUUAGUGUUUUUUUAAUUCAUGGAUGGAAACUGUCACUUUAGCAUGUAGAAUCUUCUCUUACGGAAUCCUGUGCAGUGAUUCUAGAAUUUUGAAACUGUAUGAUGUGUUACAUUCACAAAUUUAUUUGCUAUGAACAUUCCCUUAAAAAAAAAAAAGAAAAAGAAAACAUACCACAAGCUGCUGUAAUGAUUUUGUGUCAAGAUGAUCCAAUAAACUUUCAAAACAAAGUUAAAUUUUUGGCUUCGUAAAUAGUCAUUUUAUAAGACAAGAUUGUAUGGACCCAAAAACAUUUUAUCAGUAGGCUGUUGUGCCCAUCACUAUAAUACAGGUCAACUCUGGAAUUGAUUUUUUUCAUAUUUAUCCACUGUGAAGUACGCACGCAAGUACAACACGCAAGUGCUGUAUGCUUAUCAAGGGAAAGGGUUGUGCAAGCAUUAUUUGACCUGGACGUACCCCAACUCUGAGUGUUUGUGGUUUGUGUCUUUGGGGUAGGUAAGGGGAAUCUCGUUCUGAAAGAUGUGAGAAUUGUAUGGGGUGGUGUGUUUUUGUUUUUUAUCAGCUGGGGAGAGGUGUGCAGCAGUGAGGAGAGUCCUGCCAGCUGUCUCCCUGAUAUGCCUGUCAGGUGCUGGUCACACACCUGCUCCCCCGGCAGCAACAGCUCUAAGGCAUGAAGUGCACUAGCAGAAAAGGGAUCUCCAAUGUGAUAAACUGGAAUGGUGCUGUUCUUUAUCUCUUGUAUUUUAAACUGAGCUGACAUAUUUAGCUGGGAGCUUCCAGCUCUGCACUGAGAAAAACCCAUUGCUUGCAUUAACUUGUUGGCCUUAUUACCUGGAGAUAAGCUCCUGCUGCAGAAGGAAGCACCAAGUCAUUUGCUUUCUGCGUGCACUGUGAGCCCUACAUUGUAUUCCCAGGUUGGCCUGCAGGGAGGCUGCCUGCUUGCUGUGCUGCCUUGUGAAACUGCACAAAUCUGACAGGAUGAAAACAACAGUAAACAUCAGUCUCUUUGCAAAUGAGAGGGUCUGCAUGGAGAAAAACAACAACAACAAAACAACAGGAACCACUUGGAGCAAAUGUCAAGUAUUUAAUGAGGCGCAGGACCUUAACUGGACAGUGCUGGAGCUUCCAGUGAACCUGGUGCUGUGCACUGCUGGCUUUAAACAGCAAGGCAGGGUUCUGUCCUGCUCUCUGCAUUUACAUCUGGUCAUUUACAUCAUUUACAUGGAGCAACUGGACAGAGAAAAUCAGUCCUUAUCUAAGUGUGGUUUUGCACACUACGCUAUGAACGAGUAUGUAAAAGAAACGGUGCUCAGCACCAUCCUUCCAGAGAAAGAGUGGCACACUCCAAGCCUCCAGGCUUGCAGUUGCAGCUGCUUCAUGCCAUGUCUUGGAUGGAGCAGCACCUAUUCCUUGGAGGUUCAUGUCCCUUCGCAACUGUGCUGUCUGGAGCUGUGCAAAUGCUGCUGGAGCAGCUGCCCCGGCUCCUCCCCUGAGGAGCAGCGAUCCUGUACCUGCGGCUGUUGGACGCAGAGCGUGGGAUCAGCGGCUCUGCGCUGACCUCUGAGCCGCAGGAGGCCCUGCUCACAGCCCGGUGCUGUGUGCAUCUCUGCAAGAACAAUGAUAGGAAAUGAGCUGUGGGUCAGGGCUGCCAGUUUGGGGCAGAAUUGGGGGCACCUGGAACUGCACCUUAUUUCAGAGAGCACUGAGAUCCCCCUGGUUUUGCUUGCAAAAGGGCAGAAGUGUAGAACAAUGCUCUAAGUGCAGGACCCGAGUGAGCUCUCCCCACCAUCCACCUACAGGCUGUGGGUUUUGGCUAACUGCUGUGCUUUUAGCACAGCUUGGUUUUAGGCUUCACAGGGACUUACCGCCUGCCUCUGACUUCCUUCAUUCUAAUGUUUGUAAAAACUUCCCUUUGAACUGACAGCUGUGUUUUCUGCUACUUCUCCUUCUUAUUUGAAACUUCAACUAUGUGCUGCCCCUGUGACCACAUCACUGCUAGCAACCUGUCCCUGACCAAGCAAGAGUUGAACCGAGCUAAGAGCAAAGCAUGAGAGUGCAGAAACAUCUCUUCCACUUUUGGCCCUAAAAAAAGGGGGAUGGGGGGGGAUGGAAAAUGAGAACUGUUCUGGAAGAAUGAAAGCCUGCAAGGGCGGCUGUGCCUUCUGCACAUUCUCCAUUCCAGUACAACCCCGUACCAGCCUUGCGGAGGGGCUGGAGAUCUCCUUCUUGUCCAGGUGCUGUCAUCUGUGCCAACAUCUUGCUGCUGUGGCUGAGGCCUCAAGUCUUGUCCUGUCCUUGCUCCUCUUUCACCACUGCUGCCCUCAAAAAUCAAGGGAAAAAGCUUUCCUCUCUCCCUUUUGCUCAUGGCCAGACCCAACCCUUCCCCUGACCUUUUGCCACAGCACCUGCUCUGUGAAAACCAGACAGACCUGGGGAUUUUCUGAGCUCAACCCUUAGCUCUGCACUUCUCUGUUCCCCUUUUGCUGUGACAAGGGCACAGAAAACCCAAUCCCAGAGGAGGCUGUGCCACCGAAAACCAAACUGAACCGGACUGAGAAACUGAACUGUUGUCUCUUCCCUGCAGGGCAGGGAUUUGCUUGCAACAUCCCAUCCAACUCCUACACCCUGACUGCACUGCCAGGGAGUUUAUCCAUGGCUGAGAAAGUAAAAGUGAAUCCUGUUUUCAAUUCGUCAAGUCAAUCAGGUGGUAAAUGUUAUUUUGGGGAUGACAUUUUCCUGUUCAGGCAGACAGCUGUAGGUCAUAGACUGCUUUUCUUCUAGAAAUUGUGAACAUUGGUUUAAAUGUUGGUACUUUUAAAUUUUGCUUCUGAUUUCUGAGCCUUGCCAGUGUUUAAAGAGCACCUCAGCCUGCUUUUCUGUCACACCACGCAGAUGAUAACCGUGUUAAGAAAUGAGGAAAACCUUUCCCGGACUCCAGGAACCAGCAUUUCUACUGCAGAACCAAACAGGGUGAGCUUUUGUCAUGUGCUGCGCUCUGCAGCCAGACUCCUUGUUUUUUAAUGAAUAAUUUAAUAAGUAAUUUCACCAAGGUGCUCAGCAGGAUGCUUAGCAUGGGCUGCAGUCCCCUGGAGGGGACUGCAGGCUGGAAGAAAUAUGAGAAAUCCUGUGAGGGUGACACCACAUGCCUGUGGCUGCCUGGGACUCCGAUGGAGCUUUCUCAUGGUCUGGAUCUGGCCCUGGGCUGAAAUGGGGCUGGGGCUGAGCCAGGUGCCAGCGAGUGCUGCUUGCUUCACCCUGCUUUCUACACGUGACUCAGCUUCACCUCGGAGAUGGUUUAGCAGCAGGAUGUCAUUAGCUUGCUGUGUCAACAUCUCAUUCCAUCAAUAUCAUCUCUAAUUUAAUCCAUUAAGGUUUCUAAGAAUAACCGGCUUUUGCUAAUUACAAAGAAGUGUGAAUUACAUCAGAGCUGUCCCCGAUAAGCACUGGCAAAGCUCAGCUGAGGUGAUGCUCUGAGCUCUGUGCUGGCCAAGCAGGGCUGCGAGGCCUGGGCGGAUGAAUGCCAAGGGGAAUAGAGAACCCCUUCUGCUGCCGGGGAAUCCAGGCUCCUGCCACACCUCCUCGAAGGGAAGGCGAGUGGACGAAACGGCUCAGAACGGUGCAGGGAACCACAACAACCUGUUUUCCUCACAGGCUGCUCGAGAGUUCCCUGAAUUAACUUUCAAGGCACAAGCAGGGGUGAGAGGAAAUCCCUCGAGCGAGGAUAUUUCAUGUGAUAGGAAAUGGUGGCGGCCUGGGAGCAGGAGGAAGGGCAGGGGCUGCAUGCGAGGCUCGUUUAAGCAUCACUAAAGAAGUAUUGUCUUGGCUUGGAUGUGCUCGCAGCCAUAGCAGGAAUUCCCCCCACCUGCUGUGGCUUAAUCCUAAUUCAGGGAGAGGGAAAAGUAAAUAAAUAAAAAGAUCUGAACAGUGCUGCAUAAAUUCUGCAGUGUGUUGAGGGACUGGGCCAAGCCCCGGGCAUGCUGUGCUCCCUUGUCGUGAACUUUAAUGGCGUUAGUGUCCCAAAUCUCAGGUACUGGAGGGCUUUGCUUCAGCUUCGGGUGCUGUUUAAUCUCCAGGUGGGGCAAAGGGUGGGCACCUCAGGCUCACCAGGGAGCGACCCUUCCACCCAGCACCCUCCAGCCGUGUUCUGUUGCCAAAAAACCACCGGUGCUGAGGCGGUUCGGGGGCAGGUGCCCUCUGUUAGGUGAGCGCCUUGCAGCCCUGAGGGGCCGCUUGCCAAUCCUGAUACAAAAAGGGGGGGAGUUGAGCCCCUAAAACCUCGUAGGGCCAAACCCGGGCUGCAGGAGGGGAUUUAAGGGUUUGGGGAGCCAGGGCUGGCCCCAGUCAGACCCCGGCCCCUGCGGGACUGGGCUGGGGCUGCAGUGCUCAGGGGGGAAGUUCGGGGCGAUGGAGGUUUGGGAAUUUCCUCUGGGAAUUGCAGCUGGGCUGCUGCCGCUUUCCAGCUUCCAGGCGUAGCAGAGGUGGGAACGGUUCCUCUGCUCACAAGUUUAAACAGGUAGAUUAAUAAAUAAAUAAAUAAAUUAAAAAAAGGCAAGAUUAAAAAAAGGAUAAUAGGAUAAAAAGGAAAAAAGGAUAAUAAAAGCUGGAAGGGUCAUUAACAGCGGCAGUGGUUCACCCCCAGCAGGGUUUCCAUCCCAUAAAACGAGACAAAAACAAAAAGAAAACGAAACGCAGCUGGCCUAUUCCCCGGCCACUCCCCGCCGCGCCGGGGGGCGGCCCCUUUAAGAGGAAGUAGCGCCGGCAGCCGCCGGCGGAGCGGGGUCGGGGCGCGCGGAGGAGGAGCGCGAGGAGCUGCGCUGCGGCCACACGAGGGGCGCCGCCUCCGCGCCGCCACGGACUAACUGCGGCCGGCCAGAUCAGGACCAGAUGAGCAGAAGGAGGUUUCUGUGAAGAUCAGAGUCCUCGCUGCCCUGCCCCAGGAAGUGGCCCAGCAGCUCUGUGUCUGCAGCUGUCGUCGCUACGGGCCUG
Cygnus olor (mute swan) is the source of this 10696-nucleotide messenger RNA. RefSeq names its product adaptor related protein complex 3 subunit delta 1 (gene AP3D1). The transcript has 33 exons. The record is from RefSeq and is a predicted model, not a curated record. Lineage: Eukaryota; Metazoa; Chordata; Aves; Anseriformes; Anatidae. Gene Ontology annotation, biological process: neurotransmitter receptor transport, postsynaptic endosome to lysosome; protein targeting to vacuole; synaptic vesicle budding from endosome. The coding region runs from base 284 to 3922 and encodes 1212 amino acids. Gene Ontology annotation, cellular component: membrane coat; terminal bouton; AP-3 adaptor complex.